This is a messenger RNA of Paramecium pentaurelia, 490 nucleotides long. NCBI's taxonomy places the organism in Eukaryota, Ciliophora, Oligohymenophorea, Peniculida, Parameciidae. The record is from the annotation of a GenBank genome assembly.
AUGAAAUCCAAAAUAUUGAACACUGGCUCUAUUCCUGAAAAAAAACCAACCGUUUAUUUAAAUGAUGGGCAAGGAAGAGAUACUUAUAUUUCUUAUAACAAUGGAGGAAAUUUUGCUUAAGAGUUUCGCUUUUUAGUUUCACCUAAAUAGCCUACUUCUUUAAGAUUGAAAUACAACUAUAGUUUACAAUAAGAUUAUUCAUCACCAAGAAUUAAUUAUUAAGGAGAUGGAACAGGCAGAGACACCUAUAUUUUGUAAUUUUUAUUGUUUGAAAAUAAUUAGAUCGAAUGUGAAAGAUAAAUGCAUAACAGGUUAACUAAAUUACAAAUCCAUGCUUAGAAGUGAGACUAAUUUUGGUUAACUUCAAAAGUAAAGAUAUUAAUUGCCACCUCUUGCUAAAUAAAAAAUGGGUCUCGUCUAUUAAUAAUAGAAAGUUUAAUCAAGUAGAUUAUCCAUUCCAAAAGGCAAACUAUUAUUUAAUGAAGAGUGA